AUGUUUUCCAACAAGUAUAACGUUGAUGGUAGAUUGAUUGUGAUUACAGGAGGUUCACAAGGUUUAGGCUAUGCUCUUGCAAAGAAUCUAUAUCUGAAAGGUGCCAAUAUCAUUAUUAUCUCCCGCACAGAAACAAAACUACUCACUUGUGUAGAAGAAAUCAAGAAACUCAGCCGGAAAAAAGAUCAAUUCGUCGACUAUGUGGCAGCGGACCUCUCUAAAUACGAAAAUUGUGAGAAAGUACGCGAACACCUAGUUUUAAAGAACUUACUUCCUGAUGAUCUCAUCUGUUGUGCGGGUAUCGCCUAUCCUCAAAAGUUUGCCAAGAUCCCAAUAUCCAAGAUUGAUGAGGGAAUAGAUAUUAACUAUAGAACUGCCGUCUACUUUGUCCACGCUAUGCUUCCCUUGAUCACCGAAAAAGUUCGGGAACAACAUCUUGUGCUUUGUUCUUCUGUCAUAGCUUCUUAUGCUUUUUACGGCUACUCACAAUAUGCUCCAAUGAAAGCUGCUGUGAAGGCUUUUGGGGAUUGCAUGCGACAUGAGCUUUUACCAUACGGGGUUAAGGUACACACUUUAUUUCCUGGAAAUUUUGAAUCGGAAGGCUACGCCCAGGAGAACUUGACGAAGCCAGCUUUGACUAAGGAAAUAGAAGGCGCCUCGCCUGCCAUCUCUGCGGAGAAAUGCGCGGACAUCGUGGUAAAAUCUCUACAAAAUGGCAGUCUUUACAUUUAUACUGAUUUUAUCGGCUGGGUACUGGGCUCCUUCAGCUUAGGGCUUAAUCCAAGGGAAUGGUGGUUUGCACAAAUAUUUCUGAGCUUCGUUGGAUCUUUAGUGGGUCGACUUGUUGAUCUAUAUCAUGAGCAUUUGAUUAGGAAGGAAUCACAGCAAGAAGAUAAGCGAAGAUAA
Molecule: messenger RNA, 906 nt
Organism: Ogataea haglerorum
Lineage: Eukaryota; Fungi; Ascomycota; Pichiomycetes; Pichiales; Pichiaceae
Exons: 1
Coding region: 1-906 (301 amino acids)
Biological process (GO): sphingolipid biosynthetic process
Cellular component (GO): endoplasmic reticulum membrane
Molecular function (GO): 3-dehydrosphinganine reductase activity
Source: RefSeq, a predicted model, not a curated record